AUGCAUGCUGCUCAACCUAAAAUUGACAACGAGCAACUCAACAAGAUUCUUCCCGCCAAAGUCCGCAAGGAGCCGCUGACGUCAAUCAAAAACAUACAAGUUACAGCCCAUCGUCAGAGCUCCUUGCCGUCCAACCCCCUGUACAAAGCCGGACUUGGGUUUCCCCCAAUUCCCAUGAUUCAGCAGAAAACACUCUCCACGCCCGUUCAACAAGUCUGUGUCCAACUAAACAAAAGCUCUUCCCGAAACAGAAUCAUCACUUCCCAAUCACAGUGCAGAACCCCCGAGUCGGUUCUCCGAGACACCAAGCGAUGCCUUACCCCGUACGAGCAGAACGAAAUCAAGGACUACCGUCACGUUUGGUACGUGGGAGAAAAGGCCAAGAAAAUGCGACACUCCAAAGAAUCCACGUCGGUGACGGAAGGCGAGUCCUUCGACGACUCCAAAGGCUUCUACAAAGUGAGACCUGGAGACCACCUGGCCUACCGCUUUGAGGUCCUCGGGGUGUUGGGAUCGGGACUGGCUGGAAAGGUGCUCAAAUGUAGAGACCACAAGACCAUGACACUUAUCGCCAUCAAGGUCUUCCGAAACACUGCCGAAGGUCAAAAGAUUGCCCAGACAGAGUUGGAGAAUCUAAAGACCCUGCAGCGACUAGACAGAACCAACAAAGCCAACAUGGUCCACAUGAAGGAGCACUUUUACUUCCGCAAUCACCUCUGCAUCACCUUUGAACUAUUCGAAAAGGACCUCCAUAAAGCUCUCGUGGAAAGUAAAUUGCGACGACUGUGCGAGACCGACAUCAGGAAAUAUGCUAUCGAUGUGCUAAAGUGUCUGAAGGUGCUCAAAGACGUGCAACUCAUCCACGGAGACUUAAAACCGGAAAACAUUCUGUUGGACAAGGAAAACAACGCUGCCGUUAGUGACUUUGGGGGGAGCAUCUUUAUCCGAGGCCGGCCCACCAAUCAGACACUGGCGUACAUGGCUCCGGAGCGUCUCCUUGGCAGGUGUUGCACCACAGCCUCGGACAUGUGGAGCCUAGGCUGCACGUUGGCUGAGCUCGACUGGGGCUUAUUUCUCUUCAAAGGCAAAGACAAAGGCGACAUUUUCAACUGUAUAACAAAGGUGCUGGGCCACCCGCCGUUAGACUUACUGGCUGCUGCGACCAGGAAAAACUACCAUAUCGAGAGCUCAGACUCCGAAGACAAAAAGCAACCAAAGACUCCCCUGGCCACCAAACUGAAGUCUAAAAAUCCCAAGUUCCUGGACUUUAUUCGGUGCUGUCUCGAAUACGAUGCAACAAAGCGGCUUACCCCGGAGAAGGCUUUGCGACAUCCGUGGAUCAAACAGGCAACCAAACACACAUAUAACAGGCCGACCAUAAGCAGUUUACUGAAGAGAGAGAAGAUUCCGCCGCCAAUGUUGCAGCCGGCGACACAAUUCAAAUAA
Messenger RNA from Syngnathus typhle (broad-nosed pipefish), 1446 nucleotides. RefSeq names its product dual specificity tyrosine-phosphorylation-regulated kinase 4-like. The record is from RefSeq and is a predicted model, not a curated record. Gene Ontology annotation, biological process: peptidyl-serine phosphorylation; peptidyl-threonine phosphorylation. Lineage: Eukaryota; Metazoa; Chordata; Actinopteri; Syngnathiformes; Syngnathidae. Gene Ontology annotation, cellular component: nucleus. The transcript is spliced from 13 exons. Gene Ontology annotation, molecular function: ATP binding; protein serine/threonine/tyrosine kinase activity; protein serine/threonine kinase activity. Bases 1 to 1446 code for a protein of 481 amino acids.